Messenger RNA from Paramecium pentaurelia, 540 nucleotides. The record is from the annotation of a GenBank genome assembly. NCBI's taxonomy places the organism in Eukaryota, Ciliophora, Oligohymenophorea, Peniculida, Parameciidae.
AUGUUAGGCACUCCUAGUUUGAUUGAUUUCUUUAAUCAAGACUCUUUUGUAGAGAAUAAUCAAAUGGAUUUAGAGAAUAUCGAUGAGUUAGAAUCAUAAUUUAAUUAUGAAUAUACCAAAUAACCUACCACAACAACAAGACAUGAUACAAUUAAAAUAAAUGAAAAAGAUAUCAAUUAUAAGAAUCUUCCAAAAAUGAUAGGAAAUAACUUUGUGAAAUGGAUUAAAAAUUAUAAAUAUUCUUCUGAUUUUGAUAAAAUUCCAAAAGGAAUUAAAAAACUUGUAGAAUUGAGAGAAAAAGAGAGGUAAUCCAAAAUAAAGAUAAAAGACUUAAGAGAAUCUAUAAUUAAUGAUGAAGAUUCACAAAUAAUAUUUAAAGAAUAUAUAGCUGAUCAGCUAUAUUUGGAUUUAUUGUUUAGUAACAAAGUUGCUGACCCAUUCUCUUACAUCCCAGGAAUCAGUAAUUACUAUUCAGCAGCUAAUGAACCAGAAAAAAUGAAAAGUAACUAUAUAAUGAGAAAGGAAUUUAUCAAUUAAUGA